GAGGUAACCACAAAAUAAGCAAAUACAAUCCAAUAAGUUCUAUAUUAAACAUUAAAAUCAAAGAACAUUUAUCAUUUUUGCUUUAUUGUGAUACUUCCUGUUGUGCCCUCGGCGGGGCUACUGACUUUGCGUAAUAUAUCAAUGAAGCUGAGGAUACCAAAGUCAACAUUGGUCGAUCGUAUAAUAAAACUAAUUUUCAUACUAGAAGUAAUACGAUAUGCACACACACUUUAAAAGUAGGCAUUGUAACUGAAAAUACAAACUUCAAGUAGGAGCUAUCUAUAUUAGAUGUAUGUGAAGUUAACUGCAUCAAAAUACAAGGACUGAACAAAUUAUUAAAAUAUCAUUUCCUGAAAAAGAUUUAUUUUAGCUAAAAAAAAAUGAUCCCGGAUGAAAUAUUUGGAAAAAAUGGAGACAACUCCGCAAAGACUUUAUGAUAGGCUUAGGUGACUAUUGACCUAGAACCUCAUGCAAACUACCCACUUUUUACCUCUAAUCAUCAAAAAGCAUGCAUACUUGCCACAUGGAUUAGCAACCUGAAUACAAAACUAUGUAGAGAUCAAAUAAUUGAUUGCCCUGGGGAAAGUAGGACAUUUUUUGUGGUGAAAUUUGUCAACAAACAGACGAUUUUUUUUUAAAAAGUCAAAACCCAUAGAAUUUCACAAGGUGAAAUAUGUUGAAAAGGCUACUGCUGGAAAGAGAAUAAUCUCAACUACUCAUACAUAUGCGUCAAAGUAUGGGAAAAUAUCUAGAAAUAUGAGAAAAUCGAAGAAAUCAAUUUCGAGACUGUUAGAUGCAUAACUGUGUAAUCAUACAUGGCAUUUAUCAUAGAUAGGUUACUUUUCCUUUGCACUGAUAUAACAUGGGCAGGAUUAGGAUUAAGAAACGGUGGUCGCUCAACAAUUUCACUAUAUAAACGGAUUGUUUCCCUUGUGUAAAGAAAGCUUAGGGUAAGUCUCUAUUAAAAGUAUUGUAAUCAUGUUGUUUUCUUUAAGAUUCCACACAACAAGAAGUCAAAAUCAUUCAGGAAAAGAAGUCUUGGAACGAUGCUGCUAAAUUGUGCUUUCAGCAAAAACGUUAUCCAACCCGGUUUGUAGACAUAAGUCAAAUCACUGACGAUAAAAAAUACUUUUGGACUGGGGUAGUACGCAGUGGUGUUAUUUCCAAAAGUACCGAAUUGGGUAACAUUUCGUCUGACAUCAUGUAUGGAUAUAUGACAUAUAACAUUUCUUCCGGAUAUGUUCUGAAGUUCACACAAGAAAACGAUAAAAAAUAUAUUCUUUGUGAAAAUGCAACAGUCACGAUGAAACCAAAUACACCGAUGAGCACAUCAAUAACAACAACACAAGAAUAUCAGCCGACAACCAGCCGCAAUGACAGCAGUGACAAUAGUACAAAUACCCAAAGUUUAGGAGCCACUGUUAUUGUGAUUGUCUCGGUUUCUGUUGUGAUGCUUAUUGUUAUUGUGGUUGUCAUUUUGAUUCAAGUAAAACGGAAGAAAAUUCCUUUCCUUUGUAAAAGACAGCUAAUAACUGAAGAACCAGGACAGAAACACUUAAAAAGUACAAACAAUCCAGCCUCUCAAGAAAAUCAUUCUUAUGAACUCGUUGAUGUUGAGGAUAAUGUCAUUGGUGGCCAGUUUGCUGAUACUCACACUUACAAUGUGUUGGAGGAACACGUAAAGGAUUCUAUCACUGAUGAUACAACAUACGACGUGUCUGGUGAUAAUAGGAAAACUACUGAAAUGGAGAACGAGAAUAUUUAUAAUAAGUUAAAACCAGACGACUAUGCCACAUAUGAUCAUGCAUACAAUAGAACAAAACAUGGCUUACAAACACCUGAUAUCACUUAUGGCACGUCGGGGAAUGCUGGUAUGAAACCGCUGGCAAGAGCUGCUAAAAACUCUGAUGCAUUUGAUGAAAAUGGUGAGAAUGCAUACAGUCAUACACUAGAUAAUAGACCGCAUAUGACUACAACGGAUAAUGUGUAUAGCGCACAUGGUCAAUCUGGAAUUGACACUAGAAAUACUGGUGAAGGUCAUAACGACACAGAAGACGCUUACAGUCAUAUAAACAAUGCAACAAACGCCAAAAGCAAGCAGGAUAUUGCUUAUGGCAAAAUUACUGAAGGUAAUCUAAAAGAAAAUUCAGAAGGAGAUUACGAUGUCACGGACGAACAGAGUUGCAGUCCAAAUGUUGAUAACGAGUAUUAAAUAACUCAGUAGUCGGAACGAUACAUUGAUAUGGAAAAAAUGUUUCUAUCUUGCAAAAAAAAAAAAGAAAGAAAAGAAAAUAGAUUUAAAGCUGUCACAUGCGCCUGAUGCUUCUCUAAUAGCUUUGAUAAAUGAACAACGUCAUAUAUUUUGUAAUUUUUAUGCGCUUUACAUAAGUAAUUUAGAUAGCGUAAGUGUUGAAAUUGCAAAGCUGUUACUUGAACUGAAAACCGCCGUCCAUGCGAUAUCUACCGCAUGCUUGAAUUCGCUUUAUGUCUGAAUUUAUACUAACCCGUGAUAUAUUUUGCAUUGUGUUGCUAUGUACAUAUGUUUCUGUUUUAUGAUAGUAUAGAAUGUUAACGCAGGAAAGCAGUUGACCACAAGUCUUAUAAAGUUUAUAAUAAACUUUAAUGUUUCAUAUUACAUUGCGACAUUUCAGACUCUCACAUCUUCAUAGCUAUAAGAUACGUAGCGGAUGUUAGAACCGCAGUCAAGCCCGGACAUAAACUGGUAUCAUAAUGUUUGUCCGGAUUCGGUCAAAAGCUCUCCUAUGUUGGUAUUUCGUUAAAGUUUUCAAUUUAAGAUACCGAUUGUACCAACUUUUCAAUAACAGACGAAAAACAUUAUUUCAUAAGGAAAAAAUAAAAUGCUAGCAAAAACGAAAAGGAAAGGAAAAAAUAACUCAGAAUUUAAUAAGUCAUGAAACUUAUUUCAGAUCAGAAGUUUUCCUCUGGAUACCGAAAGACGCAUAUGAAACUUUGCUUUUUAUGAGUAAGACUUACAGCCUACAAAAAAUGAGCUGUAUUUAAUUAAUAUUUCAAAGUGAAGUUCACUUGCCUACAUCAUACCAUAUUUUCUCUGUAUAGUAUGUAAUACUGUUAUCUUUUAUCUUGUAUGCAUGUUCGACAGUAAAAUAUACAUGUAUAAGACACUUUGCCUAAAUUAUUUGUUUUGGAUUAAUGUUCAUUCUGUCUCAAAACUUAAGAUCAAGAUAGUUUGAUAAAGGCUAAAACUGUAAUGUAAUGUAAUGACGUAGUAAAUAUAAAUAUUAAACGGAGAAUUAACUAAUUCCCGCCACAAUUUCUUUUUGUUGUUUGGCUUUUUACACACGUAAACAUUUUCAGUCGCCGUUAUUAAACUUAUGUCAGUAUACCGAUAGUAUCGUCUACAGGCUUCAGAUUAAAAGAUUUAAAAUAAUAUUAGUUUCUUUAUUUGUUCAAUUUCAAAUAAAAACUAAUCCGUGUCCUUUAUUUAACAUCUUUCAUUUUUCAAGGAUCCUUAUCAGAUUAAAAACACAUUACGGUUCUUAACAUGAUCAUCUAUUGUUUUAUCUUUUUACUGUCCGCGAUAAUGCCGUUCAUGUAAUUUAAGGUGAUUACAUCUCAAGAUAUGUUAGUGCUCCGUCAUCUUGGACUAUUCUAGCAUCAACUGGAAACGUGACAUCCGGGUCAUAAUUUUACCCUAAAACGAUUAUUUAUAACGUAUCUCCUCCUGGAGAAUGAUAACAAUGUCUUACCUCCAAGGGCUUUACGUCGUUUGAAUAAGUUUGCCUGAAUAACUAGUUACUGUCAACCAUCAUUCACACGCAGACCGGCUAACAAUUGUGUACACUUUAUCUACAUAUCUACUAUAUGUAACUGUUUUUGAAGAAAAUUUUAUAAUGAUGUGCCUAUGGUAUAAGUCAAAUAAAACACUUUAGAUAUUUUUCUGGUCCGUUUUGUUGUGUUGUUUAUACAGUAUAUAUAUAUAUAUAGGCAUUUAUACAAAUCAAACAUAGAUGUACUUAAAUCAGAAUUUCUGAAAAAACGUAAGGAUGAAUGUAAUUGUGUCCCAAACACCCCUUUUUCUUUUCGUUUUCUUGUAGCAAACGUAUAGCUUUCUUGUGGAAAAUAGGUCUACGACGAAGUGAAAAUAUAUAAACUGUAUCAAAAUUGAUCUGAAGUAGCUCAAUUUUAUUUGAAACAAAGAACAAUUUCUUUUAUUGGUAUAUAUCCAUAAAUCGAGAGGUCGCGGCGUAUCCCGUGUGGAUUUAAUGUUAGAACAAUGUUUAAAAACUUUGGACUCGGGAAAUAGUUUCUACUGUUUUAACUGUAACAACAGAAUGACGUAAGUAAAUGAAAGAAACAAUAUAUGUAUUACUAGAUUGCAUUUGAAAAAUAUACUUCUUCGUUCACAGUGCUAUUUUUUGAAUAACAUACUUGAAUUUAUAAAUAUCUGAAGCAACAAACAGAAAAGGUAGGAAAUGUAAAAUUUCUAUAUUAGUUUCCCAUGGGCAAUGUCCGAUGAAAUGCAUGUAUCUCCUAUGACAACGUGACGUAUGUAGAAAUUGCUGUGACAUUUGGAUUGUUCCACCUCUGUACAACAUCAUAACCAUGUGAGUUGAUUAGCAAUUGUAAACUAAAGCACUGUUAAUAAAGGUUUAUAGACUCGAUUGAAGAAGCAAAGUAAAUAGGAACAUCAACAACUGUAAACUGGUCUGACUUUGGUCCUUUCAUAUAAUCUAAUUUAAAAUCGUUUAAUAUAGACACACCCUGUAUGAGUGUGCAAAGAAUCAUAAAUUAUCUUUCCCGACACCGGGAAUAAACUUAAAGUGAAGUACGAGAAAUUAAUUGUUUGUUUCAUGUGUGAUUACUGUCGCCUGUUUUUUUUACAUUACAAUAAAAUCAUACAUUAUUUUUUUUAAUCUUUGCAAUUUUUUGAAACAAGUUUUCCCGCCACAUAUUAGAAACAAAUAAUUUACGAGCCUAUAAUCACAUGAAAGGGAAAAAAAGCAUUUGAAUGCUUCGGCUAUCUUGACAUGUUUUGCGUUUUUUUCAAGACAGCUGUGCGUUUCUUCGACUUAUUCCUUAUUUCUGCACACGACAAGACAAAUGUAUACGUUAGUGCGAAACCAUCACUGUUCUUAUGAUACGACAAAAUUAAAUUUUGCAGCAUUAAAAAUUAAAAUCAAUGAUUUCGUCUGGUGGCGAAAAUUAUAUCAACCGACAAAAUCACUUAUACACUCUUACGAAGACAUCCUUAAAACAUCCGUAACGAUUAAUUAUUAACGACACUUGUUUUAAAACUUCCUUGUAGUUUUAUAAACCGUCCGAAGUGAUGUUGCAAACGAAAUGAUUUCCGUGUAAAAACAUGGACGUGUAUUUAUGUUUUCCUUUGGUCUAUUUUUCAUGUAUCCAAGGUAAUGAUUUUAAAUAAUUGAUAUAAUUUUAAUGUUUAACUGCAAAUGUUUUGUAUGGCAUGUCAAACGUUACUAAAUUAUAUAAUCUAUUUUUUGUUAUUGUAUGUCUUUUAUUGUUAUUCAAUGUAGUGUCAUUCAUAUUCUAAAUUUUGAUAUUGUUAUUGUAUAUGUCAUUAUUCUUAUUGUAUGUUCGAAAUUCUUACGGUAAUAGUCAUUAUUGUUAUAUUUCGUUAUUGUUAUUGUAUCUUUGAUAUUGCUAUCCAAUGUCGUGUCAUUCAUAUUCUAAGUCUUAUCAUUGUUAUUGUGUAUGUCGUUAUUCUUAUUGUAUAUUCGACAUUCUUAUGGUAAAAGUUAUUAUUGUUAUUCUAUAGUUCGUUAUUGUUGUAUCCUUGAUAUUGGUUUUCAAAAUUGUGUCAUUCAUAUUCUAAGUCUUAUCAUUGUUAUUGUAUAUGUCGUUAUUCUUACUGCAUGUUCGAUAUUUUUAUGGUAAAAGUUAUUUUUGUUAUUCAAGUGUGACCUUGACCUUUGAGGUAGGGGUCUGGGUUUUACGCAUGACAAGUCGACGUCGUCUGAUUAUGGAGAGCAUCUGUGCCAAGAAAUACUAAAAUCCCUUGAUGAAUGACAGAGUUAUGAUCUUGACACGAAAUAACGAAAAAGCCCAGUUUACCUUUUACAAGUGUGACCUUGACCUAUGAAAUUGGGGUCCGGGUUUACGCAUGACACGUCGUCUGAUUAUGGGGAACAGUUUGCCAGGUAAUAUCAAAAUUCGUUGAUGAAUGACAUAUUUAUGUACUGGACACGAAAUUGCGGACGGACGGAAUGACGGGCGGAAUGAUGAAUACAAUAACAAUAACGAAAUAUAGAAUAACAAUAAUGACUUUUACCAUAAGACUGUUGAACAUACAAUAAGAAUAACGACAUGUAGAAUAACAGUGGUAAGACUUAUAAUAUGAAUUACAUGACAUUAAAUUGAAUAAAAAUAUCUGAGUUACAAUAACAAAAACGAAAUAUAGAAUAACAAUAAUGACUUUUACUAUAAAAAUAUCGACCAUACAAUUAGAAUAACGACAUAUACAAUAACAAUGGUAAGACUUAGAAUAUGAAUGACAUGACAUUGAUUAACAAUAUCAAAGAUGCAAUAACAAUGACGAAAUAUAGAAUAACAAUAAUAAUGACUUUUACCAUAAGAAUAUCGCACAUAGUGUUGUGCAGUGAAAAAUAAAAAAAAAUCUUUAAAAGAUCAGAUAGCACAAAAAUAUAUACCUUUUAACAUAGAAACUACAAUAAGGAUAAAUUAUUCAAUAAGUUUAUGUUGCUUAAAUUUUAAAUAACGAAAAUUCUUUAUGUUUUCAUUACACUUGUCAAAACUUUAUUGUUGUCUCAACUUUGACAAUUUAUGCACUUUAACCUUUAAAGUCCAGAAUGUGCUAAAAGGCUUCUAAAUGUAUUUGUGAUAAGGUCAUUGUGACUGACUUGAUAAUCUAAAUGUUAAGAUUCCUGUCUGACAAGGUGUUGAUUGCUGUCAAAAGUUCUUGAUAUUUCAAAUACUAGUAAUUUUAUUACCAUGUACGCUUUCUUGAAUUUGUUUGGUUUGUACUUUUAAUUACAAUAAUAACAAGGGUCAUUUUAAUUGGUCAGUUAUUGUAUAUUUAGAGAAAAUAUAUUUUGAAGACAGCAGGUUUAAAAAAGAGAAUAGAUUUGGAUUUCCAAGUAGAAACAUUGUGGUUUUCCACUAGAACUAAAAUUGUUAAUACUUAAAUCUUUUUUUUUAAUUGUUAUAUUUUAUGGAUAUCCGUGUGAAAACUGUUAAUUGUUGACUGUUGAUGUGUGGUUUAAAUUUCCACUAAAGUAAAAUAAAGAAGAUAAUAUGGAAUUGUGUUUUAUUAUUUGGACAUAAUAAGUAAUGCAGUAGUGCCAUUAUAUUUUAUAACAUUCCAUCACAUAUUUUACGGCAUUACACAUAUAAGAAUUACUACAUAUACAAUAACAAUAACCAUUUUCGAAAAUGACGAAUGACACGACACUGAAUAGCAAUAACAAACAUACAACAAUAACAUACGUUUAUAAUUUAGCAACGUUUGACAUGCUAUGGUUUUGUACAUAAAGAUGAAAUAUUCUAAUGUAAAAGCAAAUGGUUCGGGUAGGAAUGAUGUUAUAGGCACACUUAAAAUGUACAAAAGAUUUUGUAUUCAUUAAAAAAAGAUAAUUCAGA
Mercenaria mercenaria is the source of this 7602-nucleotide messenger RNA. RefSeq lists its product as uncharacterized. The coding region runs from base 1202 to 2212 and encodes 336 amino acids. The transcript is spliced from 5 exons. The record is from RefSeq and is a predicted model, not a curated record. NCBI's taxonomy places the organism in Eukaryota, Metazoa, Mollusca, Bivalvia, Venerida, Veneridae.